This is a messenger RNA of Cygnus atratus (black swan), 9035 nucleotides long. RefSeq names its product mitogen-activated protein kinase 9 (gene MAPK9). Gene Ontology annotation, cellular component: cytoplasm; nucleus. Gene Ontology annotation, biological process: protein phosphorylation; JNK cascade. The transcript has 12 exons. Lineage: Eukaryota; Metazoa; Chordata; Aves; Anseriformes; Anatidae. Gene Ontology annotation, molecular function: ATP binding; JUN kinase activity. Bases 265 to 1539 code for a protein of 424 amino acids. The record is from RefSeq and is a predicted model, not a curated record.
UGGCGCGGCCUGCGCGGAGCAGCGGGAGGCCAUUGUGGCUGGGGCGGCCCUGCGAGGCGGAGGCGGCGGCCGCGGAGGAGGAGGUGGCUGCGGUGGUGGUGGCGGCGGUGGCUGCCGCCGCGGCCCGUCCCGCUGGAGCCCGCUGAGGGACGCGACGGUGAGGGAAGGGCCGCGAGGAGGGCGGCGGGGCCGGACCGAGCCGAGCCCUGCGAUCUUGAAACCUGUACCAGGUCCUUGAGAGAGAAAACUACAUGACACUACACCAUGAGUGACAGUAAAUGUGAUAGUCAGUUUUACAGUGUUCAAGUUGCAGAUUCAACGUUCACUGUACUAAAACGUUAUCAGCAAUUGAAGCCCAUAGGAUCAGGGGCACAGGGCAUUGUUUGUGCUGCGUUUGAUACAGUCCUUGGAAUAAAUGUUGCUGUAAAGAAGUUGAGUCGUCCUUUUCAGAAUCAAACCCAUGCAAAAAGAGCUUACAGAGAGCUUGUUCUUUUAAAAUGUGUCAACCACAAAAAUAUAAUUAGUUUAUUAAAUGUAUUUACACCACAGAAGUCACUAGAAGAGUUUCAGGAUGUAUAUUUGGUUAUGGAGCUGAUGGAUGCCAAUUUGUGCCAGGUUAUUCAUAUGGAAUUGGAUCAUGAAAGAAUGUCCUAUCUUCUUUACCAGAUGCUAUGUGGUAUCAAACAUCUUCACUCAGCUGGUAUCAUCCACAGAGAUUUGAAACCCAGCAACAUAGUAGUAAAAUCAGAUUGUACACUCAAAAUCCUUGAUUUUGGACUGGCAAGAACAGCGUGUACUAAUUUUAUGAUGACUCCAUAUGUAGUAACGCGGUAUUACAGAGCACCAGAGGUUAUCCUUGGAAUGGGCUAUAAAGAAAAUGUUGAUAUCUGGUCAGUUGGGUGCAUCAUGGGAGAAUUGGUGAAAGGUUGUGUGAUUUUCCAAGGCACUGAUCAUAUUGAUCAGUGGAAUAAAGUUAUUGAACAAUUAGGAACACCGUCAGCGGACUUCAUGAAGAAACUACAGCCUACAGUGAGGAAUUAUGUAGAAAACAGGCCCAAAUAUCCUGGUAUUAAAUUUGAAGAGCUCUUCCCAGACUGGAUAUUUCCAUCAGAAUCUGAUCGUGACAAGUUAAAAACCAGCCAAGCUAGAGAUUUAUUAUCAAAAAUGCUUGUAGUAGAUCCAGACAAGAGAAUUUCUGUAGAUGAAGCCUUACGUCAUCCUUAUAUUACUGUCUGGUAUGACCCAGCUGAAGCAGAAGCUCCUCCACCCCAAAUCUAUGAUGCACAAUUGGAAGAAAGAGAACAUGCAAUUGAAGAAUGGAAAGAGUUAAUAUACAAAGAAGUAAUGGAUUGGGAAGAAAGGAGCAAGAAUGGUGUGGUAAAAGAUCAGCCCUCAGAUGCAGCAGUGAAUAGCAACACCAGUCCUUCCCAGUCAUCAUCUAUCAAUGACAUUUCAUCCAUGUCAACAGAGCAAACAUUGGCUUCAGAUACAGACAGCAGCCUCGAUGCCUUGACAGGACCCCUUGAAGGAUGCCGAUGAUCAGCCAGGAUUGCAGACUUAACUUUGGAAAAAGAACUCUCGCUUCCAUUGGGCCUGAAUUGCUUGUAAGUUAAUGGAACAAAACUAGAAAAACUCCAUGUUCUGCAUGUUCUACUGAAAUAAUGCCUGUUUUUAUUUUUACUCAGUUGUUAGGAAACUGCCUGCUUAAUGUUGUAGAACUUAAAAGUAAAUCAAUGUCUAAGGAACAACAAAAAAAUUAAAUUUAGACACUAUAAUAGGCUUUUCUUUUGUUUCAGCCUAUUUCAGGUGAGCAGUUAUAAUAGACUUUUAACCAAUAACUUCUCUUAAAUGGGUUCAUGAAUCUUCAGUACCAACUGGCAGGCUUUUGUGACAUCAAUGGUUGUUUACAUUUUAGUACAGUAUUGCUCAUUAGUAGGUUUUUUGAAUGUAUAGUGUCUAUGAAGUUUGUUUUAACGUGUGACUAUGGCAGUUUGCUUUAUUUAACUACUGGAGUGUUGUGUGUAAGUCUUAAUUCACAUAUUGAGCACUCAGUACCAUAUUUAAAGGGCAGUUAUUUUUACGUAUAGCACUUUUUUAUUGAGCCCUUUCUAUCUUCGCUUCCUGAUAAUACUGUCUAUCUUCUUGUAGAAGAGAAAAUUGUGAAGUUUAAAGAAUGUAGCCAUCCCUUCAUAUUUCACCAAUGAAUAUGUCUCUGAUGUUCUUUUCAGUUAUUUAAACUGAAGCGGAUGGAAGAUACACAGUGGCUUAGUUCAAUCUUAAGGAUGAGUGACUUCUCUGUGAAGUUGUGCCUGUUAAAAGAGGGGAGAGUGCUAAAUUGUUCUGUACAUUCUGUCUUGCAAUACUGGUCCUUUAACAAAAACAAACAGAAAAGGAAAUUAUAUCUGUGCUUUUCAUUCAGUGCAAACUCUGAUAAAAGGACAGGUGAAUUGGAGAGACUUGCAGCCUAAGUGGCCUGAAAAAGAGCUGCAUAAAUGUUUUCCAUUUUUUAAUGGGUCCAUUCUAUCUAGAGAGUAAUUAAGGAAACAAAUGUAGUAGCUUUAAGUCAUUUGACAAUUAAGUUUAAGUAUUUACUUAAUUGAAUUUAGUUCUAUUCCCAAAUUAGGAAAACCUCUCGAUUUCCUACUGGAGAGGAAAAAAUAAUAUAUUUAAUACAUAUAUAUUUUCUGUGUCAGAGGGGAGGAGCUUAUUUGCUGUUUCAAUACAGGCUUGUCAAUGCAGUUUUCAGAAUCGUAUAAUACAAACACUGCCUGCACAGUAUGUUGAAUUCUUAGCAAAUGUUUGCAGUAGAGUAGGGCUUAAAUUACCAGAUGCUACACACUUGUGAAUUUGUGCACAUUCACUUUAGAGUGCACAGGUGUGUAAAAUUUUGCUAAAGGAUCUUGUGUGCAUGUGUGUAUGAUUAAACUAUAUAACUAUAAUAGUAAUAGAUGUCCAAGAUGAGGUAAAACACCACUUUCCUAAAGGCAUUGUAUUUAGCUGUUGAUUCAGAUACUGCUGACUUGAAUUAAAAAGAGCACUUACAAAAUAUACUUGUGCAGCUAGCCACUGCGUUACUGACAUGUCUAGUAUGUUCUUGUAAAAGACAAGUGUCCCUUGUUUCUGACCUUAAGAUUUGAAAAGCAGUAACUUUAUGCCAAAAUUGUUUUUGUUAAAUUGUAUCCAUGUGUUUUUUAAAUAGCUUAAUUUGGUGUAGCAAAAAUAUUUCACUGUCUCAGAAAAGGAAAAUUCAAUGUAGUACUGAAGAUGUUAACUUCAGAAUUUUCAUCUGGAAUUAUGAACUUUUUAUUUAAAAAAAAAAAAGUUUUAAUUGUAGGAUAUUGAGGGCUUUUUUUUGUUGUUGUUUUGUUUUAAACCUAUGGAUGCCUUAGUUUCUUUGGAUACUGAUGGUACACUUUUAUUCUGUUUUUGUUACUGGAAAAAAAUAAAUCUAAAAUACCUUUUACCAUAUAGCAAUACAGUACAGGUUGCUAUUCUUUUUUUUCUUCUUUUCUUUUUAAUCCUUGUUAUUUGUGCCAGUUAAAACUAUUAAAGACACCUUUUCAAAAGUAAUAUUACUGAUUUUGGACUACUUGUAAUCCUCCCCCCCUUCCUUUUUAGCCUACCAAAAGAUGCAGCCACUAUGGAGUGAAACCAAAAAGAAAACUAAGGGUUUGAUUGCAAAAGCUAACUAUGCUUUGUUGAUUGUCCACAGUAAUAUAUUCAAAAGUUAUCAAUUACAUAGUGGUGUUAAGCUGAUAGUACUUUAUAAAGAAGUGACUUUUCUGACAAUGGCAUUAGCAUUCUCUUUAAAAAUAGUAUUGUACAAACAAUCUCAGAUUGGCCAUGCAAAAUUUCUGCCUACUUUUUUAGAAGACUUUUUCUUAAGUCUCUGAAUGUAGCAGUAUACAGCAGUUUAUAUAUUUCACGUUACACUUUUAUGAAAAAGCUUUUUUCUUUAUAUGGACACGAGGGACUAAGGUUUCCAGCAGUUUUAAAUCUACUGCUAAAACAACUGCGAAGCAAAUUUGUCAAAUUUACCUGCAUGGUAAUUGGCUAUACCUUUUUCUGCUUUACUCUAGAUCUGUUUUUAAUUAUCACUGAGUAUUUUUAUAUUCUUGAUUCACUAUGGAAGUCAUCUACUGGAUUUCAUUUUUCAAGAUUUAUUUUUAGCUUUUUCAAGUGAAGUUGCACUGUACUCUACAUUCAUCAUUUUAACAUUUAUUACUUCAGAAGAUUUAAUGCAACAAAUACUUUUCAUGUCUUUUGGAUAUUCUCAGAGUUGAGUUUUUCAUAUUGGACUUGGGCUGCUCAGCGCUGGGCUGGUUGGACCAGAUGGCCUCCAGGUCUCUCCCAACCCAAAUUACUCUGUGAUUCAAAUCGUCUUUUAAUGUUGUGUGUGCGUGUGUUUGUUUUUUAAACACAGAACUGCCAUAUCCCCAGGAUUUGAACUGUUAUCUGACCUUCUAAUAUAUACUGUUAUAUCAAAUAUGUAACCUUUGAACAAAAUAAGCCCUGAGAUUGACUUUCCUUGUAAAUCUUAUUGUUUGUAGGAAAAGCCAUUUCAUACCGUAUGUUUUUAAUGGCUUCUUGCUGUGUCAUACUUUGAAGCUUCUAAAUUUUACCAAAAUGUUAACUGCCUUCAAAACAUGCAUGAAAUGAAAAGUGUGAAUGUUGUGGAUUUUGAUUCCCGCAUAAGUUAAAAACAAACUGCUAAUAACCUGAAUAAACGUCCAGUUCUCAGAGAAGGCAGAUUAUAUUCAGCAAAACGCAUGCAGAAUAGAUGCAUGCUAAAGCUCCCAUGCUGUUUCAGUGUGCACAUAUAGACUAUAAAUGCACUGCAUGCAGACUUUAUACAUAUUAGUUGUAUUCCUGACUGCAGAUUAAGUUCAGUGCCACAUCUGUGAAAUGGUUGUUGAUGCUGUGAGAACCUCAUUAUUGAUGGAAAGUAAAAUGCACAUGUAUCUUGACAGGGGUUUAAAAGUUUAGAAAGUUUGGUGUGCAAUAUAAUCACUUUUAUUCCUAAUGCUAAAAUCAUGUAUGUAAAGUGAUACAGUUGACCAUUUUUUUGCACUUUGGCUUUUAUAAAUAUUUAUAUGUAUUUAAAGACUAAGAAUAUGUGUGUGUAUAUAUACAUAUAUAUUAGAAACCUGCUCAGUUUUGUAAACAUGAAUGUUAGUUUUCUGUAUGAGAGACUUUGUGUUAACACUACUGCAGUAUGCAUAAACAAUUUAUAAAAUAUGACUAAAAAGAAGUGGCAGUCAACAUAGAUGCAAUCUCUAAUCUUAACUGCUCACCUGAAAAACAACUAAAAUGAGGGAUCUAUGGCUAUCAAUCAGAUUAUUUACCAGAAACAUUGUUAGAUAUAUGAACACUGAGUAGCUGAAUGGCAUUGCAGAAAUGGAGUAUGUUUUAAAAUGUUCUGUGCUCACAUCGUUUUUCCUCAAAAAAACAAAAUCCAAUUAAAAAAAAAAACACAACCAAACAGAAAACCACCACUCUUAGAGAAACCUGGCUUUUUGAAAUCUGGAUAAGCAGCCUGUAAGUGUGCUUUGAGGAAACAGUGUGAUAUGACAAGCUUCAUUUUAUUUAAUGGAAAAUGACAAAAACACGAGUAAUGAAUGUCAAAAUUAAGGUUUUGUCUGCACAGAUUUUACUAUACAAACGAGUCUGACUGGAAACUAGUGUUUGCAAACAGCCUGUGAAGCUUUAUCUUGUUUCUGGUAAGGGUUUGCAUUUCCUUGUCAAAAUAAUGAAAAUUAAACUGAACCUUAACUCAGAAUUAACUGGUUGGUUGUUAAGACUGUUAGGGACUAGAGGACUAUCAUUUUUUGUCUUUCAAAGUCCUAACAGAGUGCACAUAUGUUUAUUAAAAACUAAGUGUGUGGGGGGGAAGUAAUUCCAUAUGUUUUAUUUUUCUUUCCUAAAGGAAAGACCUCAAUUUCUAAAUCAUAAUGCUGAAUCGGUUUCCUUUUUAGAUUGUAUUUGGCUUAAAAUUAUAAUUUUACAAAUGAAAUAGGAUUCAGACAUUCAAAAAGCUUACACACUGGGCUUCCAAGAACUGGGUAAAUGAGCCUUUUGUGGCAGAAGUGCAAUCCUCCCGUUUGGUCUGCACUGGAAGUUCAGAUGCUGAAGUGCAGACAAAUCUUUACUGAGCGUAAUGCUGUUUUUGAAUACAGGUUCAGUCUUGCAGCAAUACAGUUUGUGUGGAGCGUUUCAUUUGAAUAGUGAGUCUUGAAAUGGAAGUACUUAGUGUGGUGAGGGGUAAAUGCUGACCAGCCUUUGUCUGUAUAUUCUACAUACGUCAUAUGGAUUCUAUCAGGGCUUGAUGCUAAACUUAGUGAUACUGUAUACUGGGAACCAAAUUCUUUCCUGGGAUGUGUAUUGUGUAAUUCCUGCUCAAAACUAGUUUUGAUCCAGGGACACGUGCACCCAGAUGCAGAAUUUGGACUUAAGUUCCUAUAAAUGAAUCUAGUAACUUCUUUGCUUUUCCACAGUGUCUUUGAUUUUUUUCAACAUGAAGUAUGACAAAAAAUGUAUUCUGCCUCAUUAUUUUCCAUAUAUCUUAGAUUGUCUAUUACAUGAGUAAUUAGUAAUGUUCUAAAAGCUUAUUACACAACUUAUCAAAUCAGUUUUAUUUUUUGCCCACUGCAUGCUAAAACGUCUGGAGCUAAACUAAUGUUUUAAGUAAGCCAUCUUUUCUCAUAUUAGUGUUGGAGGAAGGUGAAGAGAAGAUCAUCACCUCUGUUUGUGUUUUAUUAAAUGACUAUUUUUGUAGCUAGAAUUUUAUUUGUUGGAUUUCAAUCCUAUAGCCUUGCUUUGUUGAUAUAAAUUUACCUGGGUCCGCUAUUUCAAAGAAAUAUGUGUAUAAGAAGUCCAGUAUAAAAUUAAAAUAAUAUAGUCUUCUGCAAUUUGUUACUGAAAAUAUGACAAAUUAUUUUGGUCCAAUAAUUAAAAAAAAAAAAAAAUUUAAAUAUUUAAGUUCUUAUUCCUUGAUGUUGCUGCUUAUUUUUUGAAAAGGUGCUUGCAGUUUUGCACAACAGAAAUCAACUUUAUUAAUUGCUGGGUUUGAAGCACUUUAGGAUUCUUCCGAAUACAACCAGUAUAUGGUGUUAAAAGGAAUGACAAAAGAUCAGAUGUAUUCAAAUUUGGUUGCAGUCUUUUGAUCUGAUAGCUUUGAUCAGCAUUUUCCUUUAAACAUAAGCCUUCUUUGAGAGAUGUGAACUUUGAGAUUCUGAAAUUUAAAAUUUAACUGAAAUUUAACACACAAUACGAGAUCGUUUGAGAAGCAUCCCCUACUUAAACGGCUGUAGGGUGACUUGAAUAGCAGUGUGACUACUUAGGCAUCUAUGAUAUAAAGAAACGCAGAAGUCUGUCAUGUAGCAAGAUCAGCUAGCUAUCUUUUAUUAACAUUACGCUAUUCAUCCUAAGCUAGAUGUAUAUGCUGUGGUGAGGCCAGAACAUCUGCUUACACUGGGACUCCACCGUUACAGAUACUAUGAGGAUACCAUAGGAAGACAGCGUCUCUAAAAUACUAGUCUGAAAGCUUGGUGCCUCCUAUGGCGUACUUGUUUAAGUAUGUGAGUUCGUUUCCCAGGCUGGGUCUUUAGUUCAGCACUCCAUGGUUUCUUAGGAUAACGAAAGCAGAGAAGAAAGCAGUCACGUAAGAACCACAUUUUAUGUCCACUACCUGAAACAGUAGUCAUAUUUGUUAACGAUAGCAAAGCUAGUUUAAUACCCAUGAACAUGUGCUAUUGUAUUGUCUUCUACUGGGAAAAACUUUUUUGAAAAACCAUGUGUGUCACUAGCUUUUCUAUGAAUUCAGAUGCUUAAAUUGGUGCUAAUUUUUUAAAAGAAAAUGUAACAGAUGGUUAGCAAUGUAUUUGUCUGUUUUUGAUACCUAUAUUUUCUUAAAUUGUGGCAAACCAAACUUUAUAAAACUACUCAUGUACAUUUUUAGGUUCGUCAGAUUCCCGAUUUUUCCAAAAGUAGAGUAUGUAAAAUUCCAGUUACUGCUUCUUUGGAGCUAUUGAUUUCAGGUGAUUUAUACACUAAUAAAAUGAACAUGGUUAGAAAAGUUAGCAAUGCAUAACUACAAUCCCUUUCUUUAAAUUGCAUGACAUGCUGGGUCCCACAGGUGGUUUUAGUUUAGUGUAAUUAAGAUACCUAAAUAAGGGCAAAUCAGAGAUACUUGUGUUUAGUUAACCCAGUACAGUGAAGCCUUAUCUGGUCAUUAAGAUAACUUAUAAAGAUUAUAAGAAUUUUCGUCUAUUUUAAAGAGAGAAUAACAAAUGGAAUUAAUGAACUGUUUUGUACAAAUGCAAAUGUUAAAUCCAGAGAAUAUAUUACGUAGUUUGCUCCAGAACACAUGCUAUUAAAGAGUAUAAUGGGCUCCUUGAGUUAUUUGUAUUGAAAUCCAAUUUUUCCUGAUCACUUAAAAUAACCACCCUCCCUCCCACUUCAGUUCUUUGAGAACUUUUUUGAAAUGCCUUUAACUCCCUAUGAGAUGCUUUGUAUGUCUUGUUUUGGCCCUCUUUUCCACCUUCUGUUUACCAAAUGUCACAAAAAGUAGCAUCAAGCCCUAUCACUUGUUACAGUGUUCUGAUUUUAUGGCCUUAAUAUUAGUUAUGAUAUGGUAUAUAAUUUCAGAAGAAAGAUGUGCUUUGAAGUCUAAUUAUAUAGAUACAUGUGGCCUCUUCUGCGUAUGAAAUUAGGCUUUGAUUGUCAUAUCUCAUUCUUUAAGCUUGUGCAAUAGGAACGUGUUCCCUUAAAUGCAGUGGCUAUUUUGGCUGAUGCUGGACUUUGUUUUCAGGAUGACUAGACAGUAUUUUUUUGUUUCAUGGGCAGCAGUCAUGCUUCCUUGUUUUUUUGGAUUGAUUUUUUUAAGGAAACUAGAAUUUCAUAAGGAAAGCUGUCAAUAACUAGUUCUGAAGUGCUAGUUAAAGCCUUGUUCUGAUGCUUUUUUUCUCCAAAAAACUUAUCGUAAAACAGUACUAAAGCCACUGUAAAAUUACAAAUAAAUAUGUAUACUUAAACAA